AGGCAAUGAGAUGAAAGCCACACUCAUUAACAGCUUUGAGCCACAAACAGCAUCCCCCAUUGUCACGAUCCCGGGACCGAAGCAGGGGCCAACCAAGCACUCGACAAUACUGGCUGCACAACGUCCCAAAAUAACGCGGCAAUGCGGUCAAGGAACUUGUCGUACUGAAGCAUGAGACAGGAAAGCAUCUGCAGACGCCGCAGGCUUCCAAGAUGAUGGAAACCAAGUGGAGCGCAGGCAAACGUCGCGUCUUCCAGUCCGUCUUCCAGACGAACAUCUCACAGCCCACGCCGUAUUCUACGCCGUCACAACACUUCUCUGAGCAGGGUCAAUCUUUUGGGGGCCCCCUGGCCUACACGCCUCAGAAGGGCAUGGACUCCGUUGCUCAGGCGCAUCAGUUUCUCCCGUCCUCCGAGAACCCACACGCCAGUCAUCAAACCCGUUACGAUAGAUCCUGGCAUGUCGUUACGACGCGCGUUGCUCUGCCACCUUCCGUGACAGCUGAGGACUCGUUCGGGUCUCUACCCAACUCCCAAGACGCUGACGAUGGAGUCUUUGAUGACGCCUUGCGGGAUGUCCUCGACCCCGCUUCACGGCUUCCCCUGGCAGCGCACACAGAGGACUUGCUAUCCUGGCAUACGCAGCAAGUGCGGAUGCACUUUGUGAGCCACGUACUGCCCCUACUGGCCGUCUGCAAUAGUUACUCGGAUCAGACGCAAGUCCACCUGGGUAGCAUACGGACGCUGGAGGCAGCGCACAGACAGUAUCUGUACGGCUUGUCUCUAAUAGUGAUGGGGAUGAACCAAGAUGAUGCCGACCGCGCCCUCAGGAAGUUCCGCCGCGACUUGCAUGCUAUUGUGGGAAAUUCGAUGUCGACCUCGCUUACGGCUGCACUGAGGACAGUCUUGGGGCAGCAGAUGAAGAUUGCUCUUGGCAUACCUGUUGGUCCCAAAACACCGAGGCCUGACCCGAACAAGAUGGAGAGAGCAAGACGAGAGUUGUUGUCACUUGUCGAGUCUCUCUGCGAUGUUGGUCUAGCCGGGGAAAGGUUCCAGAUACUGUUCGCCGAACUCUUGAACGACAUGAUGGUCACCUUCGUGCAUUUCUCCUUUGCAGGCAAAUGGGAGCCAAACCAGGACCUGAAUAUGCGAGCAAGCGUGUCUAGCCAUGCACUCGCGCAACCUCGCUGCAUAUGCCAUCUCUCAGAUUGGGUCGAAAACCACUAUUCUAGACUGGCCGUUGAAGUAACCAACCUGCUCGGCAACGUGCAAGUCGCCUGGACUGAUGUCGAAAAAUGGAAGGAAAUUGCCGUUGGUCGGCUAGCUGCCCUCCGAAUCAGCGAGCUGUUUGACAUUGUUAUUAACUGGCCGAACAGCGAAGGCGGCAUGGAAGAUCUCCGCUACGCUAUUACAACGCCUCAGCGGCGGCUACAAUUGACCGACGCCUUCUCAGCGGCUCUGCAGAAACGGUUGUUGCACCCAGGUCGCUCCACCUUGGAUAUCCUGCGCACGUAUAUCGCCAUGAUCAGGACUUUCCAUAAACUAGACCAUUCAAGGGUGCUCCUGGAUCGUGUUGCCUACUCAUUGCAGCUUUACUUAUGUACGAGAGAGGAUACGGUCCGGAUCAUUGUUGCAGGCCUGCUCUCAAGUCGAAAGGAAGCAGACUCGGCCGCGGCACGCAAGACCAAACUCGUUGAGCUGGUGGACUUGUUGUACGAUCCCGACCAGUACCAAACCGAGCGACAAGACGAAGAGUGGGAUGACCUUACUUGGGUACCACCACCGGUAGACGCCGGCUCAAACUACAAACGACGGAAAUCAGAAGAUGUCAUCGGCACGCUCAUUAGUGCGCUAGGUUCACCCGAAGUCUUCAUCAAGGAGUUCCAAAACAUUAUCGGCGAACGUCUUCUGUCGGAACAGGCAGGAUUCGAGCAGGAAGUGGGAGUUCUAGGACUCCUCAAGAAGCGAUUUGGAGAGGCAUCGCUGCAGUCCUGCGACGUGAUGAUCAAGGACAUACAAGACUCGCGGAGACUUGACGGCGUCAUCCACCGCGGUGCUCUGAAUCACCCUGAUAAGGUCAAGCGUGAUUGGACCAUCCACACUAGGAUCCUGUCCCGACUGUUCUGGCCAGAAAUGGGAGAUGAGCGAUUCGUUGUCCCCGCUGGCAUUGUUGAAAUGCAGAAGAUAUACGAGCACAUCUUCGAGCAUCUGAAACCGUCGCGUAAGAUCAAGUGGCUCAACCAACUAGGUCAAGCGACAGUGGAGCUGCAGUUGGAAGACCGUACGGUGUUGGAAGAAGUUCACACGUACGAAGCAGCUGUGAUCAAUUCUUUCAGCGACGAUGCGGCAAAUGGGUGCCGCCCCAGCUGGUCCUUUGACGAGCUUUGGCAACACCUCCAGAUGGACGAAGACCUUCUCACAGCAGCCCUCGAGUUCUGGCAGAAGAAGCGUGUGCUUCGCAAAUUGACGGACGAGACCUACGUCGUCCUUGAGCGUCUCCAAGAUGCAGACCUCGCAUCAUCUACGACACAAGCAUCGGCGUCAAAUGCUGCGAGGAAUGACGCGGCCAUGAGCGCCAACCCCCGCAAGGUAGCCAAGUCCGGAAUAAGCGAAAAGGAGAAGGAGAAACGCCAGGUGUACUGGCAGUUCAUCGUCGGCAUGUUGACCAACUCAAGUCCAGCCAUGCCGCUUGGGCAGAUCGCCAUGAUGCUGAAGAUGCUCAUCGCGGAUGGCUUCCCCUGGAGCAACGAGGAGCUGCAAGAGUUUCUUGGUGAUAAGGUUUCGGAUGGCGAGUUGGAGCUUAUUGGGGGGAAGUACAAGCUGGUGAAGAAGUAGCCGAGACGAAAUGUGCUUGGGGUCGUCCCGGGGUUUCUCGCAAACUGGCCAGGCAUCCCUGUACCGUAGACAUACUUUUUGCGCCAGGACAGCGAGCAAAUUCAACAGCUUUGCAGUCACGGACGCCUUUGUUACCCAUCCAUGGGACUGACGCCCGCCAAGCUUGUGUCAGACCCGAGGCUGACCAUACAUGCCAUGGUAUGGUGAUGCUGUGACGACUGACGACGGGCGGCGAAGCCGCAAAGCUUGAGUCUAUAUGAGGUCUGCAGUCAAACUUUUUGUUCGUCGAGAACGGGCCAGGUUACUGUAGCAGACACAACCUGAUGAUGUACCUGUAUACAUAGGUAGACGAUAUGGAGAAACCAACAAUUCUUAAGCAAU
Molecule: messenger RNA, 3215 nt
Organism: Pseudomassariella vexata
Lineage: Eukaryota; Fungi; Ascomycota; Sordariomycetes; Amphisphaeriales; Pseudomassariaceae
Product: Cullin family protein
Exons: 1
Coding region: 213-2834 (873 amino acids)
Biological process (GO): ubiquitin-dependent protein catabolic process
Cellular component (GO): anaphase-promoting complex
Molecular function (GO): ubiquitin protein ligase binding
Source: RefSeq, a predicted model, not a curated record